This is a messenger RNA of Cryptomeria japonica (Japanese cedar), 878 nucleotides long. RefSeq names its product rhodanese-like domain-containing protein 15, chloroplastic. Lineage: Eukaryota; Viridiplantae; Streptophyta; Pinopsida; Cupressales; Cupressaceae. The record is from RefSeq and is a predicted model, not a curated record. The coding region runs from base 92 to 691 and encodes 199 amino acids. The transcript has 6 exons.
AAAAUGACGUUGGGAGUUACAAAUCUCGCCUCCCCAAGUUUGUCGUCCACAGGGUGGCCCCGCUAAACCAGUCUCAAGUGCAGGUUGCAGAAUGGAUAUAAUCAACAUAAGCGGGAAAUGGAAGGUAGAAAGGAGCCUUUCCUCUCACCCACAAUCUCCAUUUUCAUUUUCCCUUUCCCCAACUCCAACGGCUCUGCUCUGUAAUGCUCGUAUCCACCAGGUGAAGCCAACAAUUUCCUUUCGACUUCCCAACGCUUCGCCACAACUCUCACACAGAGUUAUCUCUCCAGUUUCACACCGUUCCAGAAGACAAGCAUCCAGGAUGUCUAUGGAGACGACACCACCAAGGAGCGUUCCUGUACAGGUUGCCCACGAGCUUCUCCAAGCUGGGCAGCGUUAUUUGGAUGUAAGGACAGCUGAGGAGUUCAAUGCUGGUCACGUUGAAGAUGCCAUAAAUGUUCCAUACAUGUUCAAAGAAGGAGAAGGGAUGGUAAAGAACCCUAAUUUCAUCCAGGAGGUAUCGUCACUUUUCAGCAAGGAUGCUGAAAUACUUGUGGGUUGCCAAAGUGGUCGAAGGUCACUUAUGGCAGCAAAAGAUCUUAUUGCUUGUGAAUUUACAGGUAUCACUGAUGUAGGGGGUGGCUACUCUGCCUGGGUUCAGAGCGGAUUUCCUGUGAAAAUGAGUACAUAGUAGAAGACAAUGUUACCUUUUCUUACCUUUUUCCCCUCGCUGCUUUUCACAUUUGAAAUAAUAAUGUAUUGUAGUAAUUUAUAAAUCUUGCUGGAAAGCUGCACCCUAUUUAUGGAAACUUAAAUGUUGUGGAGUGUAUCAUGUAAAUUGAUUGCAUUAAAGCAAAAACUAGAGAUGCAUUUCGUCA